UCUGGGAUCACUGUCUGUAAUGUAGGCGACGUAAGCGUACGUCAGCCAUAAGAUAAAGGGAAAGUUCCCUUUUGUGAUUAAGUGAUUAGUUUUAUAUUUGUCUAUUAUGCAAUAACCUCAUUAGUAAUAAACGACAAAUAGUCGAAUGAAAAUUAAAGUUGCCUUUUGUCGUUUUGAAAUAAAUAGUGCUUUUGUGAUUGAAAUUUACAGUAUAUUGAAAACAUACAGUACAUAACAUAUUUUGCACAAAAUGAUGCAAUUUAUGUUGUUGUUCAGCCGUCAAGGUAAGCUACGCUUGCAAAAGUGGUAUGUCGCGCAUCCGGAUAAAUUGAAGAAGAAGAUUACGAGAGAAUUAAUUACGACAAUACUUGCCCGGAAACCAAAAAUGUCAAGCUUUUUAGAGUGGAAAGAUGUCAAAGUUGUUUAUAAAAGAUAUGCAAGUUUGUAUUUUUGUUGUGCAAUAGAACAAAAUGAUAAUGAAUUGCUCACUCUAGAAAUUAUACAUCGAUAUGUUGAAUUAUUGGAUAAAUACUUUGGUAGUGUAUGCGAGUUGGAUAUAAUUUUUAAUUAUGAAAAGGCAUACUAUAUAUUGGAUGAAUUAUUAGUUGGCGGAGAAAUACAAGAAACAAGCAAGAAGAAUGUAUUGAAAGCCAUUGCAGCUCAGGAUUUACUACAGGAGGAGGAGACCCCGCAAGGAUUUUUCGAAGAUCACGGAUUAGGAUAAUAUUUUUUCAGGAGUUACUUUUUCUUUCCAAUUGGCAAGACAUUCUAUAGAAAUGUCCUAUCAUUCCAGGAAAUUGAUUGCAUUUUAUGUGUAAGCUACUAUUUUACUUAAACUAUUAAGAAUGAAUAACGCACUAAAAAUCUUUUAGUAAAUGUUAUUUAUAUAUAUAUAUAUAUAUAAUAUUUAUUUUAAAUGUUAUGUAUAUAUAAAUAAUAUUUAUUUAACAAAUUUUAACAAGAAAUAUGUUAUUCUACGAUUAUCACUUUUCAAAGAUUUAAUUAAGUUAAAGAAUAGCGUAAUAUACGUAUUACUAAGUCACCAGUCAGUAUUUUCUAAAUUAGGUACAUUGCUUUUUUACAAGUAGCAAUGUUACAUAUCAGGUAAAGGAAGACUUGUCAAUGAAUUAUAUCAUCUAUAUUAAUUCAUUAUUAUAAUAUUUCAAGUUGUUUACGUUUUAUCUUUCAUGCUGAUCCAAUGACUGAUGAAUUAUUUGUAAAAUGUACUUAUUGUUGGAGAACCAUUAUUAUAUUGUUUAUACGAAUAAUUAAUGAUUACAUUUGAACAGACUGCUCUGUUGAACCUUGGGUGCACAAUUACAUUUAGUUAGACCGUGUAAACGUGUAUAUAAUAUAAUAUUCAAGUUAUACAGAUUUUAUGUUUACUCAACUAUUUAGUAUUAUACUGUUGCUAAUUACAGAAACGAAUUUAUAUCUAAGGCCAUUGUUAACGAUUUUCAUAGCAGUAAAUAACAGUUAUUAGCAGUAAAUAUCAGAUAUUUUCCAUUUGUAUGCUCCAUAAAAUGUAUAUUCCAAGUAUACAUCACAUUUUCCAUCACAUUGUCUCGUUAAUUCAUGUUAUAAUGUUCUCAUUAAAUUUUUCAUAUCCUUAAUCUAUUUGACGAACUAAGGAAAGGAAAAUAAUAUUGAAUUCUCUAACGUAUUGAAAAUAAUUAUUCGUAAGGAAUAGCACAAAUAUGGGUAUCAAAGAUUGCUUCUAAUUCAAAUAUUUAGGGUACAGGUAGCUCCUGCUCUAUGAAUUAUCGACAUUUCUUCAAAAC
Molecule: messenger RNA, 1781 nt
Organism: Polistes dominula (European paper wasp)
Lineage: Eukaryota; Metazoa; Arthropoda; Insecta; Hymenoptera; Vespidae
Gene: AP-1sigma
Product: AP-1 complex subunit sigma-2
Biological process (GO): vesicle-mediated transport; intracellular protein transport
Cellular component (GO): AP-1 adaptor complex; membrane coat
Molecular function (GO): clathrin-cargo adaptor activity
Source: RefSeq, a predicted model, not a curated record